ACUGCUGGCUUCUGUAACACAUCUUUUCACUGAUUACAUCCGCUGAGCCAUUGUCAAGUCCACAACUUCUUUUGACUAAAGUUUCUGAAUAUUUUAUCUUGUACAAAUGUUUUUGUAUAUUUUUCAGCAAUGGAGGAUAAUCAAUCCCCCUGCAGUACCCCUUCCUUCUCAGGAUGGGAGAGGUACAGCUUUAUUGAAGCACCACUGAGAAGCACUUCACUUUCUUCACAGAAAUCUACUGAAAGCCUCCUUACCGCAAGAUUGAGCCUCAGUAAAACUCGAAUGUUGACUCGAGCUGCUAAAGGAUUUCUGUGUAGAUCAGCCAGCAAGUUAGUCUGUGAGCCAGCGACUGAGAGCAAUGACUACUUACCACUGGUUAAUUUGCAGUUGGCAUCUGGGGCUUUCUUGCUGAACCCAGCUUUUUGUGAAGCCAUUAAUAUUCCCAUGGAGCAGCUCAAGUGGACAUCACCUUUUACACAUCAUCGAUCAAAUGUCAGUCCAAUCUCUCAAGGUCAUUCCAGUAUCUUCAGUGACAAAAAAUCAGCCCAGAAUGACCAAGAGAAUGGAUCCACAGGACCCAUCCAUCAGAAAGGAGCUGGUAAAAUGACAGCAUUGAAUUACUUGGGAAUAGACGAAUCCCAAGGUGAUUUAGAACCGUUAAGAUCACGUCACUUUUCAAGCAGUUUGGUUGAAAUUCAGUCAAGGGUUACGAGUGGUAGUUCUGAGCUUCCCCCUCCAUCAGUAACUGAGCGCCGGUUCUCCUCUCCAGGAAGCCCUGAGGCAUCCAGUGCCUUGCAGGCCGACAGUGGCAGAUGGUCUGAAACCGACAGUGGUGUUAUUUCGUUCUCAAUGACUUCAAAUGAACAUCAACAGUUCAUGGAUCCGGAGGGAACAAUCUGGUCCACGACUGUUGCCUUAGCCUGGCUGGAGCAUAGUUCAGCCGCUUAUUUCAUUGAGUGGGAGUUGGUGGCUGCAAAAGCCAGCAUGUGGCUGAAUUCACAAUGUAUACCUGAGGGUCGUGAUCUUGCCACUGUCAAAGCUUCAGCAAGACAGCUGUUUGUUCUGUUAAGACAUUGGGAUGAAAACCUUCAGCUGAAUAUGUUGUGCUACAACCCAAGCAGUGUUUAAAUGUUUGGUCUUCAUAUAAUUAGACAGCUGGAUUUUCAAUCUUUAUUCUUGACAAAAGUCUUUAUGAACUUAAAACCCAACCAUUUAUCAACAAUUAAGUUCUACACAAAUGUUUGCCUUCCAGCUUUUCCCCAGGCACCCAUCUGCUGGAGACUAUGUAGUUCUGGGCUGGGGCAGUUCUGUACACUAUCAUUGUCAGUCCAUGCUGCUGAUGGGACUGAUUACUUUGGAUUCCAUGGGCUGAUAAUUGAAGCAGUAUUUCAAAUUUGAGACUUAAGCAUGUGUGUAUUCAGCAGAUGACCAUACUGUCAUUCUUUAUUUUAACUUUCUGAGUACCAUGGAUGGUUUCACUGUACCCUGUGGGGCUCAGCAGUGAUUGACUACUGUGAUUAUAUCUCGUUGGCAUUCGUCUCCUUGGCUUGAGGUAUAAAGGCAUGUCAGAGUUUGACCUGAUUGUACCUAUAUUUUGACUAUGCAAAUUUUCAAAAUAUAGACUUUUGAUUGGCUAGAAAAAUAGGCAUUAAAUUAUUUGUCCUCAAUUGAAAGGACAGAUUUUCAAAAUUUGUUCGCAGUAACAAAAUGGGCUGCAAGAAUCAGGAGGAAGGAGGAACAAAGUAAAUAAUUGGCUUUAAAAAACUUUAAUCUAAGUCACCUGGUGGGACAUUAGCAGGACAAGAAUGCCGCUGUUGGUGAAGAGUAAAAGAGGCAACGAUGACAAAUGAGUGAGCAAUAUUAGCGCUGUUGGUUUUCCCUGGGGGGGGGGAUCAGUUAAUGUUACCCACAUGGUGGCUCCUCUGAUGCUAAUCCUGACUGCCUAAUACACACAUCUGGAAUUCUUUUAACACCUUAGCUAAAAUAGUGGUGAGAAGAGCUUCAGCCAAACACAUUCAGUCUUCAAACACUGGGAUUAUGUGAUGUCAUCUUGGAACCGUUGGGGAAUUUUAACAGUGUGAAGGUGCAGAAUGGGCAAUCCGUUUCUCAACUCCAUUAACUCCAGUGGAGGCAGCUCAAGAGUUAAAAUUACCUUCAUUGUAUUUAGGGAAAGGAAAGCAAAGAAGAGAAAGGAUAACUUUGAUCAGGUCAAAAUUAAAUGAAAAUAACGUUUAAAAAAUAUAAAACAUGCCAACUAGAGAAUGGAAACGCAGAGAACUGAGAGAAAACAGGGUAGGUGAACAGAAUUAAACUAUUAACAUUUUUAAUUUUAACUAGAAUUAUAUUUGAAAUUAUUAUUUUAUUUGGUUAUAGUUAAGAUUAAUGCAGUAAAGGACUCUUGACACUGAAGAGCCUUUUCAAUGUAAUAUUUAUGUUUCAGAGUCAGGAUCUGUGGACAAGAAAUGUCCAGAUUUGGAUGGUGCAGCCAAUCAUUUCUCUUGAUCUGCUGAUAGAGUUUAUGGUUUAAACUGCUUUGCAGCUCAUAACAACAACCACGCAGAUCAAGCUGGGAAAGAAUCUUUUUUAACUAGUUUGCCUUAAAUCCCAGCGCUAAUGAAUUAAUGACCUCAAGAUUACUGUAGUUACAAUAUUUAUUAUGUCCCAGCAUCUCCAGCAUAACUUUUGUCCUGUGCUGUUUUAAAUUAUAACAUGGCAGAUUAACAAGGCAGGUGUCUAGAUUGACCAGGCCGGCCCGUGUUCUAUUGUGGAUUUAAUGAGAUGAUUUGAUCGCAUUUCAGUUUUAGAUUUUUAACAGCUAAAACGGAACGUAUCCUGGGGACCAGGUCUAAUAGGCCUUCCAGUGAUUUCACCACCACCAUACACAUUUCCUUUCAAAAUAUUGGAAACUUUGACAAUAACCAUUGAAAAUGCAGCAGUCUAAGUGUGUGGUUGGCCAUUAUUUUAGCUGUUUCAGUACUAAAACUUUGUACCAUUGUUUGGUUUGGCUUUUCAGCGUUGGUCGCUAAGCAAAGUGUGCAAUGGUCACUUCGUGUUGAAAACAUCGUUUUAUUCAGUGCUGGAAAAAAUAUUAAAGCAGUUGCUCAUGCUUGUUAAGUAGGGUGUGCAUCAAUUCUAUUUGUCUGGUAAUGUUCAUGUGCCAAAAUAUUUACUUGAAUUGUGAACUGGGAAACAAAUUCUAAAAAUAAAUUGCACCUUUGGUAUGAACAAGAAAUUAUGAUAUUGAAGAGUUCCAGUCAACCACAAAGGGUUGGGAACUUGCUGCUGUCUGAUGGAUGAGUUAAUAUUUCCUUCACUGGUUUGAAUGAUACCAGAGAUGGGAAACACCAGUUCUGUGGUGAGAUUAGAGACAUUGGGAUUAGUCUUAGAGCAGGGAAGUUUAUGGGGACAUUUAAUAGAGCUGUUCAAACUUAGAAAGGGUUUGAUGGAGUAAAUAAGGAGAAACUGUUUCCACUGGCAGCAGGAGCAGGAAGCAGAGUGCAUAGAUUUAAGAUAAUU
Molecule: messenger RNA, 3516 nt
Organism: Carcharodon carcharias (great white shark)
Lineage: Eukaryota; Metazoa; Chordata; Chondrichthyes; Lamniformes; Lamnidae
Product: von Willebrand factor A domain-containing protein 5B1-like
Exons: 4
Coding region: 130-1128 (332 amino acids)
Source: RefSeq, a predicted model, not a curated record